Molecule: messenger RNA, 780 nt
Organism: Hepatospora eriocheir
Lineage: Eukaryota; Fungi; Microsporidia; Hepatosporidae
Source: the annotation of a GenBank genome assembly
AUGAAAACAAAAAAUGAUAAAACUAAUACUGAAAAUUUAAAAAACGUAAACAUGGAAGCAAAAACUAAAAAUAACAACUUAAGUAGAGUUGUUCAAAAUGAUACGACAAAAAUUGAUAAUGUUGGUACAUCAGUCUUUGUUAAAAAUUUAAAUUUUGAUACAAAAGAAAGUGAUAUAAGAGAAGCUUUUAAAGAGUGUGGAGAAAUCAAGAUAGUUAGAAUACCAUUGGCACAUACAAAUACUAAAAAUAAAGGAUUUUGUUUUAUAGAAUUUGAAUUAGUUGAUGGGAUGAAAGCAGCACUGGGAAUGGAUGGAGUGAAAGUUUUAGAUAGAAAUAUCAAUGUAAGUAUAUCAUUACCAAGAGGCAAGGAAAGAUUUUAUACAGUUUUUGUUAAAAAUUUACCAAGACAUACCACGAGAGAAGAAUUAAUUGAAUAUUUUGAGAAAUUUGGUAAACUUCAUCAUUUAAAUCUACCAAUUAGUAAAGAAGAUAAAACAAGAAAUGCAGGAUAUGCAUUUGUUGAAUAUUUAGAUGAAGAAGUGGCUAAAAAGGUAAUUAAUAUGAAAUUAGUUUAUAAAAACAAGAGACCAUUACAUCUUGAAUUAGGAUCUAAAAAUGAUUCAAGAAAUAAAGAUAUGAAUAAGAAGUAUAAUUAUGAUAAAAAAGAAAAAUCUAUUAAAAAUGAUAAAAAAAAUAAAAUAGAAGAAAAUUUUAUUAAAAAUGAUAAAAGAAAGAAAUUUAAUAAGAAAAUAAUUUUUAAUGAAGACUCAAGUGAAUAA